UUUUCGUGGACGUGAUUUCCACUUUCCAAGACAUCGCCUUUACUUACCCAAGCUUCUCAAUUUUCUUCACUGCAACUUCCGCUAUUGGGUCCUCUCACUUGAUGACCACGACUUCCUUCCUUGCAAAGGUCGUUCUCUUCAUAUUUGAAUUUCCUCAUCUGCUCCUUCACUUAAAUCGCUUCCUCAAGUGUUUCAGCUCUCACAGAGACUUGAGGAUGCCUCGACCGGCCAGGCGCAACCAAGCUGCACCUUCUGCUAGCCAUUCCAUUACCAACUUCACCCGUGUCUCGAAAGCUUGUACCCCAAACGAUACUGCUAAGAAGAUUGUCGCCCAGCCUGCAUCUUCGGUAAUCACUAGGAAACGCAAAGCGGCCACAGAUGGAGAAGAUGCCCAUCCGAGAACUAAGGCUCGGACUGCAUCUUUUGCACCCAGCAGUGACGAUGAACUUGCCACGCCUAUAAAGCUCGUAUCAAAGAACCAGGAACUGGCUGCGGACCGGGCUGCGAAGAAUGUGCCGAAAGGGAAGCGAACUGCGAAGGCAACUCCCUCAAGGGCGAGAGCUGCCCACAAGCCCAUAGGGACCACACCUCUUUCCGAGAGCAAGAGGCAAGGAAAGACAGUGCAAACCAAGCUCGACAAUGUAUUCAAAACGCUGCGCAAGCAGACGGUCGACAAGGAUGCACUUCCUCUCCAUCUUGCCGAGCUCGUUGACAUACAUCGGUCGUUUGUCAAGACAAUUAUGAUCCAGUUGGCUCACAACGGUAACAAUUCACCUAUCGACAUACGCACACUUGCGCCACAUAUUUCUCAAUCGUGGGGUAAACGCCAGGUCACUAUCGAGGAUAUUCGACGAUGUAUCGCUAUACAAACUUCGACAAAAACCAACACUCAUUCACCAUUCAUGAUUGCCGACUAUGGCCGGGGAAAGAUAUGUGUUGAGCGCUCUUCUGUCGACAUGGCACCAAUCCAUGAAGAGCGUUUGCUGAAACAAUUUGAAAUCAAUUUGAGAACAUUAGGCACCGAACGCUCCGCCGAUGAAAUGGACAUUGACCUUCCGUUGGAUAGUCUCUCACUGAACGAGCUUCCCCAAGUGGAGAUAAAGAACAUGGACAACAGAACAACAGCGAAUCCAAUUCUUAACAAAGGUCAGCGUGCGUUGUCGGAGCUUAAGAGUAGCAUUGUGACGAAGCAGCAUGAGAAGGCAGCAAGACAAAACGCGGCAUCCAGCAGCCCCCUCCUCAACCCAGAUGGCACAAAGAUGAGCCUGCUUGAUCGGCUACGAUUAAAACAAUUAGCUAAAGCCAACGAACCCCUUCCCCCUUCUGGGCCCGAGCUUCAGCGACGUGCAGCCCUCAAUCGCGUGGGCGAUGUUGCAGCAACUAUUUCAAUGCUGAGCCUAUCCAACCCAAUGUCACUGCCACGACAGGCUUUUACGAUGGCAGUUAUACUUGAGAAGCUCAAAGACUCUCUCCGGGUUCCGGUAUCGAAGGAGGAGGGGGCAGCUUGCGUGCGUUUGAUUGCCAGCGAGGUCGCCCCGGAGUGGCUUCGAGUCGUUACAAUCGGAGGCAGAGAAAACGUGGUUGUGCAGCGUAGCAGCCAACCCGUUGAUAGAGUGCUACAGAGUCGUGUACAGAAGCUGUUGGCCUAGGAACAACGACAGAGGAACUAUGGUGCGCAUGUUUAGAUAUGAGAAUACCCUGGGGAGGCAUUGCUUUCCGGUGAGACUACUGGACAAACAUAUACACAAGCAUUGGGAGGAGUUGGCGUUCUAGCAUCUGAUUCUAUGACAGAACUUGUAUUACAACUUGGCGUUUGCUUGUAGGCGCCGCAAUAAGAAACAAAAUUAAAAAGAGAUUUGAUCCGUAA
Messenger RNA from Fusarium verticillioides 7600, 1867 nucleotides. RefSeq lists its product as hypothetical. NCBI's taxonomy places the organism in Eukaryota, Fungi, Ascomycota, Sordariomycetes, Hypocreales, Nectriaceae. The transcript has a single exon. Bases 102 to 1649 code for a protein of 515 amino acids. The record is from RefSeq and is a predicted model, not a curated record.